AUGUCGGGUGAUUAUGAAAAUCAACGAUCACCUCAUCAUUCUCGUUCACGUUCAAGAAGUCCAAAUCGACUUUCACCAUCACAUAAUAAUCAACAAUCAUCAUCACAUAGAGAUUAUAAUCGAAACUCAUCGAGAAAUAUGAAUGGUCAUCGUUUUAAUGAUAGAAGAAAUGAUCGUUAUCGAUCAAAUAAUAAUAAUAAUAAUAAUAAUGGAAGUGGAAAUGAACAUUUCCAUAAUAGUGGUGGUGGAGGAGAUCGACUUAGUCAAGCAGUUAAUUUAUAUUCCGAUCGUGAACUUGGUUUAAAAUAUCGAUGGGAAAAAACAGUUCAUGUAUCAAAUAUUCCAUAUGAUAUGAGAUGGACAGCAUUAAAAGAUUUAUUUCGUACUGAAGUUGGUGAAGUAAUGUAUACAGAAGUAUUUGAACGAGAUGGAAAAUCACUUGGUUGUGGAUCUGUAGAAUUUCGAACAAUUGAAGAAGCAAAACGUGCUGUAGAAAAAAUGCAUCAAUUUGAAUAUGGUGGUCGAAAAUUAACAGUUAAAUUGGAUGAAGAAGGUUUUCGAACACGUCGAGCAAAAUAUCAAUCACUUGAAGGACGUUUGUCUCAAAAGAGUAACAUACUUCAUCAUCAUAAUAAUCUAUCAAAUCAAUAUGGUAAUACUAGUGGAAAUACUAGUAAUAUGUCUCGUUCAUCUCAAGUAGCAGGUCUUAAUAGUAUAGGUACAUCACUUUCUGGUUAUUCAUCUAAUGCUGGUGUACCAUCAUAUGUCUUACAAAGAUUAGGUAUUGAUGGACCUGUUACAAAUAAAAUUUUUGUUGCUAAUUUGGAUUUUAAAUGUGAUGAAAAAAAAGUUCGAGAAGUAUUUUCCUUAGCUGGUCGUGUUCGUGAUGUUACAUUAAAACGAACAAAAGAAGGUCAAAGUCGUGGUAUGGCUGUUGUAGAAUAUGAACAUCCGUCUGAAGCUGUACAAGCUGUAUCAAUGUUUAAUGAACAACAAUUAUAUGAUAGAAUAAUGGCUGUUAAAAUUGAUUUAAAAGAUGAAGGAAAAGAUGAUGGAAGAUCGUUAAAAUUACCAAGUGGUUUAAAAUCUAUUGGUGCUGGUUUAGGUAUUGCUGGAAAUCCAUUACGAACAAAUAAUGUUAAUCAACUUGAACCAACAUUACCACAAAUAAAUCCUAAUCCAAUACAAAAUAUUACACCAAAUGUAUCAGAUUAUAUGAAUCAUAGUGAUCUUACAGCUUUACAUGCACUUUCACAUUUAUCACCAAGUGCAAUUAGUGCAUUAACACAAUUAGCUGCAAGUGGUUUCUCAGGACUUAAUUCACUUACUGGACUUCAAUCCGCAAAUUCAAAUUUAAACUCAUCAUCAUCAUUAGGUAUUGAUCCAUAUUCAAAUUCUAAUUCACUUUAUUCAUCACUUGCUGGUGGAUAUUCAAAUUAUCAACAAUCAUCUGGUUUAACUGGUGGUUCACAAUUAUCAUCACAAUUAUCAGGCUCAUUCUACAAAGAUGACGAUGCACGUUUGGGUCAAACAGCACCUGUCGGAGUAUCAAACGUAUCACAGGUUCGUACACAACCGACAUCAUCAUUUGCAGGUGGUCGAGGUGUGUUGGGUACUGGUGUUGGUGGUGUCAGUGGACUUGGUUCAUCGUUAGGAGCAUAUACAUCAUCGAAUAAUAGUACGCAACGUUCAGUUGGAGGCGUACUUGGUAGUGCUGGUGUUACAGGUCCGAAUAACAAUGUUUAUGAUCGUUCACGAGGACGAUCACCAUAUCGUUGA
Adineta steineri is the source of this 1779-nucleotide messenger RNA. NCBI's taxonomy places the organism in Eukaryota, Metazoa, Rotifera, Eurotatoria, Adinetida, Adinetidae. The record is from the annotation of a GenBank genome assembly.